ACAACCACAAUAGUCUGAUAAAUUACCGAGGAGAAGGUUAAACUUUUUUACAUUUAGGUCCCUUAUGCGAAGUGCGCGGGAAGUCAAAGAGGAGGAAACUUCCAGGAAGAUGCGAUGAUAACCAUACGAAUAGGAUUACGACUCCAUGUAGAAGAAGAGGAGGAAGCAGGUAAACGCGAGACCGCCCACCAUUUGUCGUUGUCAUUGUCGUUGCAUUAUUCAUCGACUACAAAACGAAGUCAAGCGGACUGAUGGGUUUGGAAGAUUUGCCCUGUUCUUUUUCUUCUUCUUCGCCUAAUCCGACGAUUCCUUUCGGGAUUCCUUUCGCUGCCGAUAACAUCACUUCCAUUAGAUUCCUGUUUGAUCGGAUGCACCUCUCAGUUCCGGCGCCAUGAAGAAGUCCGAGUUCUUUAACAUCAUCAAGAGUGCGGCAUGUCUCAAGUCAUCUGCUGAUACUGGGAAAGGACAGAGUAAGCUGUCGAGUACUAAAGUAUCACAUGGAUUCCAUUUGGUGAAAGGGAAAUCAGGUCACGACAUGGAAGACUACCAUGUGGCUCAAUAUAGCUAUGAGAACAAUCAUGAGCUAGGUCUAUUUGCUAUUUUUGAUGGCCAUAUGGGAGAUAGUGUACCGAGUUACUUGAAAGCCAACCUUUUCAACAAUAUACUCGAAGAGCCUUUGUUCUGGAAAGAUCCUCAAUCAGCAAUAAUGAAUGCUUACUGCUCCACAAAUAAAUCUAUUCUUGAAAAUUCAAAACAGCUGGGGCCUGGGGGUUCAACUGCAGUGACAGCAAUUGUAAUUGAUGGCAAAGACUUGUGGAUAGCAAACAUAGGUGACUCCAGAGCUGUCCUGUGUGAAAGAGGUGCUGCUAAUCAACUGACUGUUGAUCAUGAGCCCCAUGUUGAGCGAAGUAGGAUUGAAAAGCAAGGAGGUUUUGUGACGACUUUUCCGGGUGAUGUUCCUCGAGUCAAUGGCCAACUUGCAGUUGCAAGGGCUUUUGGUGAUCAAAGCCUCCAGGCACAUUUAAGUUCAGAACCCGAUGUAAGACGCGUGCCAAUAGACUUCACAAUGGAGUUUGUUAUACUUGCAAGUGAUGGACUGUGGAAGGUACUGAAGAACCAGGAAGCUGUUGACCUUAUAAAAUCCAUAAAGGAUCCCCGGGCUGCAGCAAAACGUUUGACGACAGAGGCCUUGGCGAGGAAAAGCAAAGAUGACAUUUCCUGCAUCGUGAUUCGUUUCCAAUGCUGAAGCCCGUGACGCCAUUUUCUGGACAUAGAAUUUACUUGGAAUUGGUUCGCUCGAAGCUCUUACAUGCAUGCAAACUAAGUUGAUUCAGUUUACAUGCAUGCAAAAUAAGCUCUUAUAUAUAUAUAUAUAUAGUGUGUGUGUGGGCGCGCGCGCUUGUGUUUUCGCACAUGAGUAAUUGUUAUAAAAUUUGGACUAAACAUGGGAUUUGAAAGCACUGGUUUUUCUUUUCUUUUUUGGUAUAUGUGGAUAUAUUGUUGUAAUAGUUUUGGAUUACAAAAAAGCUGGAUCAAGUUAAAUUUAAUCUAAAAGCCUUUCUCCGUGAA
Messenger RNA from Musa acuminata AAA Group (dessert banana), 1569 nucleotides. Its product is annotated as probable protein phosphatase 2C 44. Bases 392 to 1246 code for a protein of 284 amino acids. Gene Ontology annotation, molecular function: protein serine/threonine phosphatase activity. The transcript is spliced from 5 exons. NCBI's taxonomy places the organism in Eukaryota, Viridiplantae, Streptophyta, Magnoliopsida, Zingiberales, Musaceae. The record is from RefSeq and is a predicted model, not a curated record. Gene Ontology annotation, biological process: peptidyl-threonine dephosphorylation.